UACUACGAUAAUUUAAAAGCAGAUUUUCAUUUUCUUUACGCAAAAAAAUAAAAAUAUAAAAUAUAUAAAUAAAAAUUAAAUUUUUACAAAUCAUUUUUAAAUUUAUAAAAAGAAAUUUAUUAUUUAAGAAAAAAAAAUUGUGUGAUAAUAUUAUUUUAGUGUGAUUCAAAAAGAAUAAAUUAAGAUGAUUAAAGGUGGGAAAAACAAUGUUUCUUCACAACCAAUAUUUCAACAGCAAAAUGUUAUUAAUUCAAUAAUGAGCUUUUUACCGGAUAAUAGACCAAUUACAUCAUUACAAAUAGUUGAAGAUUAUGAAAAAUGUCCAAAACAUUUUAUUGCUGUUAAUAGAACUUAUGAUCAAGAUUCUGAUGCAGAUUUAUGGCGUGAAAAUAUUUUAUUUGGACGUCAAACAUCACGUUAUUUAUGCUAUUCAAAGACUGAAGGUCUACCCGAAUAUGUUUUAGAGACUUUAAAAAUAAUAUCAGAAAAAGAGACACCACCACAAGAAUUUUCUUUAUUAUCAAGAACUGCUGAUACAGAACAGAAAGCAUGGCGUAAAAGACAAAUUGCAUAUAAAUUAUCUAAAAGAGGUAAUGUUAAUUAUGCCAUAACUGAUAUUAUAUUGUGCUCCAAAUUAAAGACUGCUCCAGAUGGAUUUAAAUUUGCUGGUGAAAUAAACGGUAUAUUGGUAUGUUAUAAAACGGGGACAUUACCAGUCCGACAAUCACCACCAGUUCCUUUGGUUUCACAUACUAAUACAAAUUCAACUGCAAGUGAAGUAGAAAAAGCAUUAAAUAGAAUUAAUUUAAAUAGUAAAAGAUUAAGCCAACCACUGCCACCAGUUCCAACAACGGAACAUGAUUAUGAAGAAAUAUCAGCAUCAUUUCAAUUAUCACCAAAACGACCAGCACCAAAACCACCGUCAUCAUCUACAAAUAAUAUUAAUAAUGCCGUCAGUCAUUAUACACCAAUUGGAACAUUAGGAACUUAUACUGAAAUUGAAGGUGUUCCAUUUACUUUACAUCCAAAUCUUGCCAAAAAUUCUAAUUCUAAUGGUGCUUGUAUUAAUGAGAUAAUGGAUAAAUUAACAAAAGUUAAUAAAAAGAAUGAAGAUCUCGAAUAUGAUUUUCAAUUAGAACGACAAAUUUUAUGUACUAUGAAAUCAUCUUCCUCGACAAAUCCAUUUUUUAAGUGAAAUAAAAUUAAAAUGAAAAUCUAAAUAAGAAGAACAACAACGAAAAUCAACUUACUAACAAAAAAAAAAAACAAAAGAUAUUAAUUAUUAUUAUUAAUUAAUUAAUUAAUUAUUAUGUUAAAAAUAAUAAACUAAAAUAUUUUCUUUCUAUAUUCAGAAUUUUGUUAACAAAUAAGGGAAAAAAAUUGAAAAAAUUAACAAUAUUUUUGAAUUAUAAAAAUAAAAUAAAUGAAAUAGAAAACAAAAUUAUUCUGAAAACAACAAAAAAAAAAAUGUAAACAACUUAGUCUAUAAAAUUACAAAAUAAAUAAAAACAAAAGUUAUUUUAAGAAUUUAAAAAUUAAACUAACAAAAUAAGUCUUUUUAGCUAUUGGCAUGUCAUAUCUCUAUUAUAGAACAAAACAAAAAAACCAACAAAAUGUUAGAAUAUAAAUUAGAUUUUUAUGAAAAACAAAUAAAAAAAAACGAAGCGAAACGUAAAAUACAAUAAUUUUGAACAAAAAUUAAAUAAAAUUUAAUUAGAAUAUUUUGUAAAAUUUUAUAAAUUUUUAUUUUGUAUUAAAAACAAAACCAUAUUGUGUUCAUUAACGUCAAAAUCAAAUAAUAAAUUAAAAUAAUCUGUGGUAAUAAGGAAGAACAACAUAAAGUAGAUUAAGCCAAAAAAAUCAUUUUUGAAUUCUUCAUAUUCAAAUUUAGAAAUCCUAACAAAAUUUUUUCCAAUUCUAAACAUUUUAAGUUAGACGAAUCAAACUAAGAAAAUGGUGCCACUCAAAAAAUUUGAUAAUAAAAUUUUUGACUUAGA
This is a messenger RNA of Condylostylus longicornis, 1997 nucleotides long. It is a transcript of the gene Mvb12, whose product is annotated as multivesicular body subunit 12A. The record is from RefSeq and is a predicted model, not a curated record. The transcript has 7 exons. Bases 185 to 1195 code for a protein of 336 amino acids. NCBI's taxonomy places the organism in Eukaryota, Metazoa, Arthropoda, Insecta, Diptera, Dolichopodidae. Gene Ontology annotation, cellular component: ESCRT I complex; cytosol. Gene Ontology annotation, biological process: receptor catabolic process; endosome to lysosome transport via multivesicular body sorting pathway; regulation of epidermal growth factor receptor signaling pathway.